Messenger RNA from Gordionus sp. m RMFG-2023, 579 nucleotides. RefSeq lists its product as uncharacterized. The record is from RefSeq and is a predicted model, not a curated record. The transcript has a single exon. Gene Ontology annotation, cellular component: nucleus. Gene Ontology annotation, biological process: chromatin remodeling. NCBI's taxonomy places the organism in Eukaryota, Metazoa, Nematomorpha, Gordioida, Chordodea, Parachordodidae. The coding region runs from base 1 to 579 and encodes 192 amino acids.
AUGUUGAACAAGAGAAAAGUUGACAUAGCGUGCAUACAAGUGACGAAAUGGAAAGGUCAGAAGACUUUAAUGAUUGGAGAUGGGUAUAAAUUGUACUAUAAUGGAAUUGUUAGCAAUAGGAACGGUGUCGGCAUCAUCCUCAGUCAAGAUCUAACCUGCUCAGUAGUAGACAACAGGAUCUCUGAUAGACUAAUGAAGAUAAAACUCUGCAUUGGUCAAUCAAUACUACACAUCCUUUCAGUAUAUGCUCCUCAAACGGAUUGCAAGGAAGAAUUGAAAGAUGACUUUAGAGCUAUCCUUGAUGAAGCUGUAAUGGAAAUCCCUAAGGAUGACCUAGUCAUAAUAGGAGGUGACUUAAAUGAGCAUGUGGGAAAAGCAAGAGACAGCUACAAAAGGCAUCAUGGUGGUUUUGGAUAUGGAGAAAGAAAUGAUGAAGGAGAGCAUGUACUGAAAUUUGUGCAAGCCUUUGAUCUUGCCUUAACCAACACCCACUAUAGGAAAAAGGACAGUCAUUUAAUAACAUAUGAAAGUGGUGCAAGGAAAACCCAGAUAGAUUACAUGCUUAUCUCUCGCAGAUAA